Tripterygium wilfordii is the source of this 1265-nucleotide messenger RNA. RefSeq names its product 2-oxoglutarate-dependent dioxygenase DAO-like. NCBI's taxonomy places the organism in Eukaryota, Viridiplantae, Streptophyta, Magnoliopsida, Celastrales, Celastraceae. The coding region runs from base 82 to 990 and encodes 302 amino acids. The record is from RefSeq and is a predicted model, not a curated record. Gene Ontology annotation, molecular function: indole-3-acetaldehyde oxidase activity; dioxygenase activity. Gene Ontology annotation, biological process: auxin catabolic process. The transcript has a single exon.
AAUAUCUCUUGUAGUCAUUGUUUUUAAAUCUACCUCUUCUUGUAGCAAUGUGAUAUCAGAAAAGAAUUUGUAGGAGAAGCAAUGGAGAAAAACAAUAUCCCAGUAAUUGAUAUGCAAAACUUUCCAGGAAACGACGAGAAAGUUCUGAGGGAGGCAUUGGAAGAAUGGGGUUGUUUCAGGUUAGUGAAUCACAGCAUACCCAUCUCACUAAUGUCCGAGUUUAAGGCAGUUGUGAAGUCUCUGUUCGACCUUCCUAUCGAAAUCAAGCAACGCAACACCACCCCUUUAGGAUGGAGUGGCUACGGCACAUUCAAGGAGCACGAGGCCCUGACUAUGUUUGACGUAGUAUUUCCUCAAGCUGUGCAAGAAUUUUGUUCUCAGCUUGAUGUCUCUGAUUAUCAAAGGAAGCUGGUAAUUGAGUCUUAUUCCAAGUCCGUGAUGGCUCUUUCUGUUGAAAUAAUGGAAAAGUUGGCUGCGAUUUUGGGAGUGAAGAAUUACCGGCACUCAUUUGAUGAUUGGCAAAUGUUUUUGAAGAUGAGCAAGUAUAACUUCACCCCUGAAACUAUAGCCUCUGACUGUGUGGGGCUUCCGUCGCACGUAGAUGACAGCUUCCUGACCAUCCUCGAUGAUGAUUCGGCUGGCCUGGAAAUACUAAACGACAAAACUGGUGAAUAUGUUGCUGUUGAUCCAGUGCCAGGAAGACCUCUAGUCAUUUUUGGAGAUUUUGUUACUGCUUGGAGCAAUGGGAGAUUCCAUAAUGUGAGGCACAGAGUGAUAGGCAAGGUAACCACAGGGAGGGUUUCUAUUAAUUCAUUUCUGAUGGGACCAAGGGACGGACCGGUGGAAGCACCAGCAGAGCUGGUGAGUGAUGAGCAUCCGCGUCUCUAUGUUCCUUUCAACUGGGAGGACUACAGGACUCGUCAAUACGCGUCGAAAGAUCCCUGGGAAGGUGGCCUUGUCCAUGUACUUGCUCAUCCUAUAAAAUCAUGAGUGCAGAAUGGUGAAGUACUGGGUUUCCAUGCAUUUCUGUGUUUACAACUUGUGUAAUGAAUAAUAGGAAGUUCUGCACUUCCAUAUGCCUGUUAUUGUGAGAUUUUUCAGGUGCUUUAAUAUGUUCUAACUUCUGUGUGUGUUAGUGCUUUUAUGGAGUGUUAUUUGGCAGCUAUAAGAGCUGCUGUGCUUGUACUCAAAUCAUGCAUGUUGAUUUCAAUGUAAUGGAACGUUUGUGUGUAAUGGAUAUUGCUUCCAGUUAUGUUGAUGCUCUA